CUCCUCCGCCCCGGGCGAGCUGAGCCCCGCGGCAACGCCAUGGACAGCGCCGCGGCCGCUCGAUCCCUCCUCGGCCUCUGCCUGCUGCUUUGGAAAAGCGGGAUAACGUCGGGGAGGGAAACACGGCUGACCACGCCGAUAACUCCGCGCGAGACAUUCUCGGAGGAUUUUAUUCACCUGAAAGUUGGGAACAGAAGUUUGCGGAACGGCGUCGGCAUUUCGGUGGCCUAUUUCUGCUCCAAGCCUUGCGUCAUAACUUUAGAAGCGAAAGCCUCCUUCGACUCCAGGAACGCUGUAUCGGUGUACAAGAAACAAUGGAAAGGCCACCGCCGCGUCCGGACGAAUCGAACCCUUUCCUUGACGUUCCCAAAUAGUAUGGUCUUUAGAGACGAUUAUAUUAUCAAGCGAUCGCUGAAUGUAGACUACGUAAUCCUCUACGCCUGGAUUACCCACAAGGAGGCCGCGAUCCACCGCGCUCCUCAAGCAGGAAGCUACUGGCGUGCCGUUGUACGGGACUACAGUUUUUUGGAUCCCGUUCCACCUUUCGAGCGUCCGUACAAGGAACACAAGGUCUGCUUGACCUGGAGCGCGGAACAGGCGUGGAAACGCCAAGCUAAUAGGAUACCGCGGUGUCCUCACGAGAACGAUCGAUAUAACCAUUGUUCAGAAGAAUAUGACUAUCUUUCAACGUCAACUUUUUAAUUUUCAGCAAGAUUUCUAUUACGAUGACACUGGGGGCUACUUGGUUUUGGGGGGCAGUAGAUACGUGCCAGGAGUCAAAGGGUACUUUGGAUCGGUGAAAUACUACCGUCUGAACAACUUAGAGACCAAAAGGUUUUCUCAUCCAUUCUCCAACAAAGAAAUUUCAGAGAAAAUUGAGUUGUACUAUCACAAACGUGCUAAUAUCCAAAAUGGAAUAACUAAUCAAAGAUUCUCGCUGAAAUAUUUUGAAGAAAAUCAACAGUGCCCUCUUGACAACUAUUACUGGGAACUGAUCAACAAACACAGGAGCCCUUUGAAGUGUGUUCCUUUGGAUUGGGAGACAGGAUUGAGAGGAGAAGAUCAGAGCAUGCUUGAAGAUAGGAGGGACGCAAUGCCACAUUUCCCAGAAGGUAACGUCCUUCUUUAGGAUGGCAGGUAGCCAAGAUCCUGGCCACUCUUGCAACGUGGCCAAACGGGGCCACCAAACCCACGCCGUGGGGUGAUGGAUUGUAGCUGAUGAAAACAUGACUUCUGACCGAGGCUUCCCCAGCAGCACGAAGCCCAGCCCUCGUCCCGAUAAACCCCUUUUAUUUAAUUGACAGUGAAUUCCUCUCCAGCAAAGUCUUUCCUCUCCCACUGUCUUUCAAGAUAAUUCACAAUUACC
Molecule: messenger RNA, 1366 nt
Organism: Thamnophis sirtalis
Lineage: Eukaryota; Metazoa; Chordata; Lepidosauria; Squamata; Natricidae
Source: RefSeq, a predicted model, not a curated record